Molecule: messenger RNA, 618 nt
Organism: Knipowitschia caucasica
Lineage: Eukaryota; Metazoa; Chordata; Actinopteri; Gobiiformes; Gobiidae
Source: the annotation of a GenBank genome assembly
AUGGCUCGGCUCGCCGUUUUACUUCUGCCGGUUCUUAUCGAAUCGGUGCUAUCCAUUUCUUUUCAUUUGCCGGUAAACAGUCGGAAAUGUUUGCGAGAAGAGAUCCACAAAGACGUGCUCGUUACAGGGGAAUAUGAAAUAAGUGAACAAGUCAACACCAAAACUAACCUCAAGAUUACAGAUUCCUCCAGCCACACACUGUACUCUAAAGAAGAUGCCUCAAAAGGAAAGUUUGCGUUCACCACAGAAGAAUACGACAUGUUUGAAGUUUGCUUUGAGAGCAAGUCGCCUAUGGGAACUGGUAGAGUACCAGAUCAGCAAGUUAACUUGGACAUGAAACAUGGUGUGGAGGCUAAAAACUAUGAAGAGAUCGCCAAAGUUGAGAAGCUGAAACCACUUGAAGUUGAACUUCGGCGUCUUGAGGACUUGUCCGAGUCUAUUGUGAAUGACUUUGCCUACAUGAAGAAGCGGGAAGAGGAAAUGCGGGAUACCAAUGAGUCGACCAACACGCGUGUCCUUUACUUCAGCAUCUUCUCCAUGUGCUGUCUCAUCGGGCUGGCCACAUGGCAGGUCUUUUACUUGCGGCGCUUCUUUAAGGCAAAGAAGCUGAUUGAGUAA